AUGUCUCAUUUAAUCAAAGGAGUUAAAAAAUGUUAUGGUCUUUCUGUCAGUCAAAUGCACAAAGUAACAGGAUUUCCAUUUAAAACACCCACACUCAAAAGCUUACUAGCCUAUAGUGGGCAACAAUUAAAAACUUCACGUACAUUCUCUAAACUUAGUUCUGAAAAUGCAGACUCUUAUAGUUACAUCAUAGUUGGAGCUGGAUCAGCAGGGUGUGUAUUAGGCAGCCGAUUGACUGAAGACCCCCUUAGUACUGUUUUACUUUUGGAAGCAGGCCCUAAAGACACCCUUCUAGAUAGUAAAAGAUUAAUGUGGAAGAUUCAUAUGCCUGCUGCAUUAACCUAUAAUCUUUGUGAUGAAAAAUAUAAUUGGAAUUACCACACAACACCACAAAAGCACAUGGAUAAUCGAAUUAUGUACUGGCCCAGAGGUAGAGUGUGGGGUGGCUCCUCAUCUCUCAAUGCUAUGGUGUACAUUCGGGGGCACGCAGAAGACUACAAUCGAUGGCAUAGAGAAGGUGCUGUGGGAUGGGACUAUGAAUUUUGCUUGCCUUAUUUUAAGAAGGCACAGACUCAUGAGCUGGGUCCUAACCUGUACAGAGGUGGGAAUGGACCAUUGCAUGUGUCAAGAGGAAAGACGAACCAUCCUCUUCAUCAUGCAUUCCUGGACGCAGCCCAGCAGGCUGGCUAUUCUUUCACAGAUGAUAUGAAUGGUUACCAACAAGAAGGAUUUGGCUGGAUGGAUAUGACUAUACACAGAGGUCAAAGAUGGAGCACAGCUAGUGCUUACCUUCACCCUGCCAUAACACGCCCAAACUUGUCCACAGAAGAUAGAACACUUGUAACGAAAAUUUUGUUUCAAGGGACAAAAGCCAUAGGGGUUGAGUAUGUCAAGAAUGGGCAAAGGAAAAAGGCUCUUGCCAGUGAGGAAGUGAUUUUAAGUGGAGGUGCCAUAAAUUCCCCACAGCUGCUUAUGUUGUCUGGGGUUGGAAAUGCAGAUGACCUCAAAAAAUUAGGGAUCCCUGUUGUUUGUCACCUUCCUGGAGUAGGCCAGAAUCUUCAAGAUCAUUUAGAAGUGUACAUACAGCAGAAGUGCACCAAACCUAUUACUCUCUACAAAGCACAAAAGCCUGUUAACAUGACAAAGAUUGGUUUAGAAUGGCUUUGGAAAUUUACAGGAGAUGGAGCUACUGCCCACUUAGAAUCUGGUGGGUUUAUUAGAAGUCGGCCAGAUGUUCCUCAUCCAGACAUUCAGUUCCAUUUUCUUCCUUCUCAGGUGAUUGAUCAUGGACGUGUUGCUUCCAAGCUGGAAGCUUACCAGGUUCAUGUUGGACCCAUGAGGAGCACAAGUGUGGGCUGGCUAAAGCUGAAAAGUACAGAUCCAAGGGACCAUCCUGUGAUUGAACCAAACUACUUGUCAAUGGAAACAGAUGUGUGGGAAUUUCGUCAGUGUGUCAAGUUAUCCAGAGAAAUUUUUGCUCAGAAAGCUUUUGAAAAAUUCCGUGGUCCUGAAAUUCAGCCAGGAAGUCAUGUACAGUCUGACAAAGAAAUAGAUGCUUUCAUAAGACAGAAGGCUGAUAGUGCUUAUCAUCCUUCUUGUACCUGUAAAAUGGGGCAGCCAUCUGAUACCACUGCUGUGGUUGAUCCUCAGACCAAAGUAAUUGGGGUUGAAAACCUGAGAGUCGUAGAUGCCUCAAUAAUGCCCAGUGUGGUCAGUGGGAAUUUGAAUGCCCCAACCAUCAUGAUAGCAGAAAAAGCUGCAGAUAUGAUCAAGGGGUUCCCAUCACUCAGUGAGAAAAAUGUUCCUGUAUAUAAACCUCAAACCUUGGAAACACAGCGAUGA
This is a messenger RNA of Emys orbicularis (European pond turtle), 1842 nucleotides long. RefSeq names its product choline dehydrogenase (gene CHDH). Gene Ontology annotation, molecular function: choline dehydrogenase activity; flavin adenine dinucleotide binding. Gene Ontology annotation, cellular component: mitochondrial inner membrane. The transcript is spliced from 7 exons. Bases 1 to 1842 code for a protein of 613 amino acids. The record is from RefSeq and is a predicted model, not a curated record. Lineage: Eukaryota; Metazoa; Chordata; Testudines; Emydidae.